CUUGUCUCGUUCUCUUCCCUCGUCUUUCGUCUUUGUUUCUCGUUAGCAAGCUGCUGACGGGAUUGCCUACCCUCUUUGCUUUGUUCGUCUUAUCGCCCUGCCUUAUCUAGCGUUCCUUCCUACCGCUACAGAGACACGUCCUAUACUUCCAACACCAAAGAUACUUCUACAGUCUGUCUAGGUCACACACAGAUAUAGACUCCUGGCACAAGAAAUAGCCAUGCCUCCUCCUCUCUUACAACAGAUUCAUGCAGUGCUCCCGCAACACUGUGAACCGACAACCCCAUUCCUCGCGGCCGUGUCCUCCUACCUCCACAUCUGCCUCCCCACACCGUUAGCCUUCGUCUCCUCCGUUCUCGGAACCCUCAGCAUCGUGUCAUGGCUCUUCGCUCAGCUCCCACAAAUAUACAAGAAUUAUCAAAUCCAGUCGACGGCUGGCUUGUCACUGUUUUUCCUCGUGGAGUGGUGUCUGGGUGAUACUAGUAACCUCCUGGGUGCUCUGCUCACCCGGCAGGCAGGCUGGCAGGUUAUCGUGGCUGCUUACUAUGUCUGCGUUGACGUGACUCUGGUCUUCCAAUACUUUUGGUACACACACUAUAGGGGACAGUAUGAUGGCUACGGUGCCCUUGCUCAUUCGGAAUAUGAUCGGCCUCCGGGUAGUGUCUUGGAAGGCGUCUCGUUCUCCGACAACAGCUCUUCCGAUCACGCCCCUCGCUCUACAGAGUCCCCCUUGCCGUCAAAUCCCAAAGACAUGAAAGAUAUCAAGGAACCUGCGGUGCCGAGUUCCAACGGGCAAUCUCCUUCUUACUCCAAUGAGAAAUUGAGCUCCUCUAAGCGCUCAAUCACCCGAUCCAGCAGUGGCCCCAGCCUCCCAAUUGGGUCCCCACGCACUCUGCUGCUUGCAUCAAUGCUGUGCGCCGUCGUGGCUAAUGCUGCUCCGACAGAGCAGCAAACAACAUCCGAAUCCUCACAGAAGACUCUCGAGAUCCUCGGCCGGAUCAUCUCCUGGAUGUCAACAUUCCUCUACCUCGGCUCGCGGCCACCCCAACUAUACAAGAACUACUGCCGGAAGAGCACAUCAGGCCUCUCCCCAUUACUAUUCAUGGCUGCCUUUUGCGGGAACCUCUUUUACUCCGCCUCCCUUCUUACCAAUCCUAACGCCUGGUAUGACUUCCCAGCCUAUGGGGGUGGUGGCUGGGCCGAUGCAGACGGCAACGACCGCCUUGAAUGGGUUACCCGAGCUACUCCCUUCUUCCUUGGCGCCUUUGGUGUGCUAGCCUUUGACGGACUCAUGGGCGUGCAGUUCCUCAUGUAUGGAACCCGGGAUGACGAGUCUAUCAUGCAAGUUGAAGACCCCAAAGACGGACGUAGUCGUUGGACCCGCGUUCGGGGCUGGAUGAGGGGCUGGAUCCCUUCAGUGUCCCCUGCGCGACGACUUCGCUCUGGCGCCACAGUCUCUUCAGGGGAGAACCAAUCUCUCCUGCAGAACGAGCGGGAGAGAUACGGUACAGUUUGAUUAUGAUCUCAUUCUGUAUUACUAUACCCUACUUGUCGCUUUUUUUUGGUUUCUGCAUACCGGUACCCGACAAUACCCAGGUCAGGCACCUGCAUCCAACAGGCGAACAUGAUUUAUUUUUACGACGUUAUGGCUUCCUAUCCCCAUAUAUCGGGAAUAGACGUUGCUUUCCUGCUUUCUUCCAUUUCGCUUUAUUGGUUGCUUGUUUGGCGUUAGCGAUCGCCUGCGGCGAUUGCACUGGAGUUUUUUUUAUUUCAGAGAGUCUUCACCAAGACGAAGACUCGAUUUUCAGCCAAGCAUGCAUAGCAUUUGCUUACAGGAUGGUCUCUUUGGGCGGCGCUUUUGGUUAUUCUUAUUUCGGGGACGGGUUUUGGAUCGGCUUGGACCUUACAUGGCAUUCUCUUUUGUCCACCAAUACAUACUAGAUGCAUACAUACAGCAACGGCAUAUACGGACUUUGCUUUGCUUUAUUUUGCUCUGGGAUGAAGAUGUAGUAGAGCAUGCUUGGCAUAUACAUACUGCUACUGUCAUUAGAUUCCAGCACCGAUAGAUAGACCAAUUGUCUUUGUUCACUGGCAGCAUAGACCAUAUUCGAGCAGUUAAUAACAAGUACACUCGC
Aspergillus welwitschiae is the source of this 2135-nucleotide messenger RNA. Its product is annotated as PQ-loop repeat-containing protein. NCBI's taxonomy places the organism in Eukaryota, Fungi, Ascomycota, Eurotiomycetes, Eurotiales, Aspergillaceae. The coding region runs from base 221 to 1516 and encodes 431 amino acids. The record is from RefSeq and is a predicted model, not a curated record. The transcript has a single exon.